AUGGCGGAUCCAAAGUCGAUCGACGAAGUGUUCACUGCGUGUGGCCUCGUCUGGGAGCAGUCUGAGAACCUCAUCCUCUGCCAACGGUGCCAAUCCGCACUCUGUCCGCGGGGUUCGCAGGUCACCCAGCAUCUGCAUAGCAAGCAUCGCGUGCCAUUGCCUCUCCGGAAGGGCCUCACUGUCGCCUUACGACGCCACCAUAUCCGUUUCCAGGAACCUUCCCAUGCUGCCCCUCGUCCCGACGGCUCUCCGGCCGAUGCUCGUUUACGGCUAUACACGGGGUAUGCAUGCCGUCAGUGCGCCUACCGCACCGUCAGCCGCGACCUUCUCGGCCGCCACCUAUCCCAGGAGCAUCUCCAGCAGCAGCGCGCCUCCCACCGUCGGGCGAAUGACCUAUACAACGAUGUCUACCUGCAGACUUGGUCCCCGAGCUCGUCCCGACAGUAUUGGACCGUGGUCCACCAGGGACAGGCCAUUCGCCCUAUGGCUGAGGACCCCGCUACAAAUGCCCAUCUCGCAUCAGUCCACCAGCGGGAGCGGGCACGGCGCCAGGCCGAGGAGGCUACCACCGAUUUUACCACGACCGGCCCGCAGACUGUGGAGGCAACCAGGCCGUGGAUGGAGCGGACCCGCUGGCCUCAAGUUUACGAGGGCGUACGGCGGGAUCUCCUACGGAGUCUAGCGGAGCUCCCGUACUCAUCUGCGGGUUCUAUAGACCUGCUCCUUGCCCUACAGGAUGGAGAGGGCCGGGUUGUCAGCCCCGCCCCCGAUGAGGGGCGUCUCCACCAGCUGAUGUUUGCGAUGGACUAUGUGCUAGAUCGGUAUAAAGAGACAGCCCGUUAG
Messenger RNA from Penicillium lagena, 843 nucleotides. RefSeq lists its product as uncharacterized. NCBI's taxonomy places the organism in Eukaryota, Fungi, Ascomycota, Eurotiomycetes, Eurotiales, Aspergillaceae. The record is from RefSeq and is a predicted model, not a curated record. Bases 1 to 843 code for a protein of 280 amino acids. The transcript has a single exon.